Molecule: messenger RNA, 1050 nt
Organism: Vanrija pseudolonga
Lineage: Eukaryota; Fungi; Basidiomycota; Tremellomycetes; Trichosporonales; Trichosporonaceae
Exons: 4
Coding region: 1-1050 (349 amino acids)
Molecular function (GO): protein binding
Source: RefSeq, a predicted model, not a curated record
AUGAUGCGCCAGUCGCGUCUCACAGACCACUGGUCCCAACCACACCUACGCGACAAGCGCGACCCAGCGACCGUGCUCCCAGCCGAAGUGCUCUCGUCAUGCUUUUCCUUCCUCUCAAUCGCCGACCUCAUCUCAGCACACAACGUAUCCCGCGGCUGGCGCGCCACCUUCUCCCACAAGGCUCUGCCUAGCGGCAAGUUGUGGAGGGUCGCGUUCUUCCGCGAGGCGGAGUACGAGCGCGCGGAUACCCGGCUCGCGGAGCACCUCGAGCGCAAGCGCGACGACUUCCUCCGGGAGCUUCAGCGGCUGGAGACUACUAAGAAGUCCACACCCACUCGUCGUCGACAGACUAGUUCCGAGCUUGAGGCUAGCAACGAUGACGAGACAGACGACGGCACCGCAUCAUCGACCUCUGAAUGGUCGCCGACGGUGGUUCCCAUCUCGGCGGAUGAAGUCGCGGCCGAGUGGCGCCGACUCUGCAUUCAUUACGUGAAGCGGCAGGGCGACGCCGCCAACGGCCGCAUGAGGGACCUGCGGUUGACCGCGAUCGACUCGUACAACGACAGAGUCAUGCUCCUCCGGCCUGACGCGCCUCUCAACGACGACGACGACAACACCAGCGAACGCAGGUGGCGCCUGGCAUCCUUCAACCGGCGUACCCUGCAUCUCAACAACGCAGACUACUGCGACCUGCACCUCCCCAAGGCGGUGUCGUACGCGCUCGCGAUGGACCGUAACGUCGGCCUCCGGAUCCACCGGUACCGCCGCCAAGUACACAACUACAAGGCCAGACAAUGGGUGGAGAUCUGGCUGCGAUACCACGAGCCCGCCCUCAGGAAGAAGGACAUUGCGAACCCCAAGAUCGGCUCCCUUCCCCCCGGCGCGCUGGCAUACACCAAAGACAACGACUUCAUCCGCGGGUUCUGGUGCAUCGCUGCCAUUGGCCUCGACGGCGUCGCGGGUGAUCCUACCAAGUUCGGUGUCGUCACCCGUCGGUUCACGGACGGAACUGUUGGUAUACUCAUCCGGUGGGACGCACCGGCGGGUUGA